GCGCGCGGAGCAGCUGAGAGGGGAGCGUCAUGGCGGUGUAGAGAGGAUUACAGUCAAUGUUUACUUUCUGUUUACCGUGUUUUUUCUGCUUUCACUCCGGUUUACCGGCAACAGCGCGGAUCUUCUGCUGCAGCGGCGACAGCAGACGUGUGUGUGUUUCUUUGAGCCUCUGCUACACACACAGCGACUGAUCCAGGUUCAGGUCAGUCAGUGUGUUUACCGCCAGCAAGACUGUGAUCCUCUCAGCUGCCGUCCUGGAGUCAUGGUUGAAGAGGUGCAGCAGAGUUUGGAGGCUCGUGGGAGCUCCGGACUGCAGGAUGAACAGGUCCCGUUUGCGCUGCUGCUCGGCGAGUGUGUGGACCAUGUGGAGAAAGCACUGGAGUGUGUCCUUGCCUUAACCAGCUACCGCCUUCACAUCAAACUGCAGGAGAACAGCAUCAGUGUUCCUCUGCAGCUGAUUGAGAGUGUGGAGAGUCAUGAACCGACGCAGAUUCAGCUCACCUGUAAAGACUGUAAACUCAUCAGGUGUAACUUCCUGUCUGCGGAUCAGUGUCAGGAUUGGCUACGGAGGAUCAGUGCAGCGUCUGGACCGCCAGCUCGUCUGCAGGAACUCUUCGCCUUCAGCUUCCUGUCCUGCAGCACCAGUGUGUCUGCAGAGGACAGAGAGGUGCAUGAUGGGAUAUGCAGAGCAGGAGGUCACAAGCAGAGAUUUAAGCGAGAGCUGCAAAGGAUGGGCUUCGACAUGCACAGUGCCUGGAGAAUCUCCAACAUCAACAGCAACUACAGGGUUUGUUCAAGUUACCCGGAGCAGAUAUUGGUGCCGGCUGCAGUCACUGAUCAGCAGCUGGAGAACGUGGCGGCGUUCAGAUCAUGGAAGAGGAUCCCGGCCGUCGUUUACAGGCACCAGAGUUCGGGCGCUGUGAUUGGUCGAUGUGGGCAGCCAGAGGUCAGCUGGUGGGGCUGGAGGAACGCUGAUGAUGAGCAUCUGGUACAAGCCAUUGCCAAAGCCUGCGCUACAGAUCCGGCAGCAAACACAGCGCAUGCUAACGGCUCCUGUGUUCACAAUCAUGUUAACGGCACCAUCAGUGGCUCCGAUCCUCACAUAGCCAAUGGGAACGUAGAGGCGGAGCCAAAUACCACGCCCCCUCAGAAGCUGUUAAUAAUGGAUGCGCGCUCAUACGCCGCAGCAGUAGCCAAUCGAGCGAAGGGAGGUGGCUGUGAGUGUCCAGAGUAUUAUCCCAACUGUGAGGUGAUGUUCAUGGGAAUGGCCAACAUCCACUCCAUCAGAAAGAGCUUCCAGUGUUUGCGGACGCUCUGCGCUCAGAUCCCGGAUCCACUUAAUUGGCUGUCGGCGCUGGAGAGCACUAAGUGGCUGCAGCAUCUGUCUCUGCUGCUGAAAGCAUCUGUGCUGGUGGUGAACGCAGUGGAUGGAGAACAGCGGCCGGUGCUGGUGCACUGCUCUGAUGGAUGGGACAGAACACCACAGAUCCUGGCUCUGUCCAAACUCAUGCUGGACCCCUUCUACCGGACUAUAGAGGGUUUUGAGGUGCUGGUGGAGACUGAAUGGUUGGAUUUCGGUCAUAAGUUUUCAGAGCGCUGUGGUCACGGUGAGCGAGCAGACGACGUGAACGAGCGCUGUCCCGUGUUCCUGCAGUGGCUGGACUGCGUUCACCAGCUCCAGAGACAGUUCCCAUGCUCAUUCCAGUUCAACGAGGCCUUUCUGGUGAAGCUGGUGCAGCACACGUACUCCUGCCUGUUCGGGACGUUCCUGUGUAACAGUGUGAAGGAGCGAGAGGAGCAGCGCGUACAGGAGAAAACCUGCUCUGUUUGGUCUCUGCUGCGGCCUGCCAAUCAGUCCUUCCACAACAUCCUCUACUCGCGGCGCUCAGAGAUGGUUUUGCGUCCUGUGUGUCACGUGAGGAAUCUGUUGUUAUGGAGUGCAGUGUAUUUGCAUAACUCCGCCCCCUCCACUCCCUCUGAUGAGUCAUGUGUGCCACAGACCACGCCCCCAGCCUCACCCACAUACACACCUGUUAGCAGGUUACCAAAGACUCGAUCAUUUGAAAACCUGCCCACCUCGUGUGAGAAUCUGACCCCGAACCGCCGCAGCAGUGACCCCAGUGUGAAGGAGAAAUGGCAGGAUCAUCUGCUGGCCCUGAAGAUUAACAGAGAAAUCACACACACAUCAGCCCUGCAACACACACUCGCCUUAAACACCACAGCAGCACACUCACAAAAAACCCUUGAGCUUUCUGUGACUGACAGCCAAAUAGAAAACAGAGAACAGGAAGUGACAGAAGACCUAAACAGGAAGCUGGAGCUUCUGUGCAACACAUCCGUUUCACAGGAUUCAUCGUUAAAUAUGAAAAACAAUGACCAAAUAUUUCCUGAGGACUCUACACACAUAGACACUACAUCAGCAGAUGGAUUACAUCACAAUAAUGCUUCACAAUCCAGCAGCCAGUCUUCCAUGGAAAGCGAUUCCAGUUCAAACCACACAACUCAGAAGAAUCCUCUUCACUCUGCCUCCCAGAUGUUAGCAGCGGGAGACGUUUCUCCUCUGUCGGGUGUCUGCAGGCGUUCUGCAGCGUUCGAUCCCCUUGAGAGGGAUGGUUUGAGUGUUCACAGUGAUGCGGUACAGGUGCGUCUGCAGCAGAUGGAGACGGGGCACCAGCUGCAGGUGGAGACACUAAAGAAGCAGGUGCAGGAGCUCUGGAGCCGGAUACAUGCCAACGGAAAACUGUCGUCUCUGCCGGACGGAGACAAUAACAUGGAGUCUGAGUGUUUGCAGCGCAGUGGAGCCACAGAUCUCUCUGAAUCCAGUGCUGAAAACAUCCAGCAGAAGGACACAGAGGUGUCGCAGUGGUUCUCGGAUCAGUCGUCCCGCUGUUACGGGUGCGAGAGGAGAUUCUGGCAGGCGGCGCGGAUGCAUCGCUGCAGGAAUUGUGGGAACGUUUUCUGCACCAGCUGCUGUGACCAGAAGGUGGCGGUGGCGAGCCAGCAGCUCCGGGAGCCCAAACACGUGUGUCAGGUGUGUUUGUCUCACCUGCGGCCUUCACCUGUUCCUCCAGCGCUUCCUCCUGCAGACCUGGAGCUGGAGAAACCCAUCACCGCCAGCUCCAACUGAGCAGAAGAAAAACUCAACACACACACUUACACACAACAACAGAUCUGCAGCUGCAGGAGCAGGUUCACCAAACUCUCUUAAAGGGACAGUACACACUAAAAUGAAGAUUCUGUCAUCAUUUACUCUCGUUCAAACAAGAUGAAAAACAAGACCCUUAUAGUAGUUUUAAAGGGAUUCCAAUUAAUAACUGUUCUUAAAGAGACAGUACACCCCAAAAUAAAAAUUCGGUCAUCAUUUACUCUCUUGUUUCAAACCUGAGAGUUUUCAUUUCUCUGUUGAACAUAAAGGAAGAUAUUUUCUUAAGAAUGCUGGAAAAUCAGACAUUGACUUCCAUAGUAUUUAGUUUAUAUAAAAUAUUAGAACCAUAUAAAAUAGUUUUAAAGGGAUUUGAAUGACUAAUUUAGUUCUUAAAGAGACAGUACACCCCCAAAAAAGCUGUCAUCAUUUACUCACUUGUUUCAAAUCUGUUUGAGUUUCUUUCUUCUGUUAAACACGGAGGAAGAUAUUCUGAAGAAUGCUGGGGAAAAAAAACAUUGACUUCCAUAGUAUUUUGUUUAUAUUAAAUAUUAGAACCAUAUAAAAAUAGUUUUAAAGGGAUUCAAAUGACUAAUUUAGUUCUUAAAGAGACAGUACACCGCAAAACAAAAAUUGUCAUCAUUUAAUCACUUGUUUCAAACCCGCUUGAUUUUCUUUCUUCUGUAGAACAAAAAGCAAAACAAGAUCCCCAAGACAUAUUUUAAGAAAUUCAAAAUAUUAACUUAAUUCUUAUAGAGACAGUACACCCAAAAAAGAAAAUUAUAAUUUUAAAAUGAUUCAUAUAAAUAAUUUAGUUCUUAAAGAGACAGAACACAGAAAAAAAUAAUAAUUCUGUCAUCAUUUAAUUCUUGUUUCAAACCUGUUUGAGUUUCUUUCUUCUGUGGAACACAAAACAAGACCUCUAUAAAAUGUUUUGAAAGGAUUCCAGUUAUUAACUUCCUUCUUAAAGAGACAGUACACCCAAAAAUUACAAACCUGAGUGAGUUUCUUUCUUCUGUUGAACACGGAGGAAGAUAUUCUGAAGAAUGCUGUGGGAAAAAAUUUGACUUCCAUAGUAUUUAGUUUAUAUUAAAUAUUAGAACCAUGUAAAAUAGUUUUAAAGAGAUUCAAAUUACUAAUUUAGUUCUUAAAGAGACAGUACACCACAAAACGAAAAUUGUCAUCAUUAAAUCACUUGUUUCACUUGUUAACCACCCCGUUUGAUUUUCUUUCUUCUGUAGAACACAAAGCAAAACAAGACCUCUAAAACAUUUAAGAAAUUCUAAAUAUUAACUUCAUUCUUAAAGAGACAGUACACCCAAAAAAGAAAAUUAUAAAUAAUUUUAAAAUGAUUAAAAUAAAUAACUUGGUUCUUAAAGAGACAGUACACCCAAAAAUCGAAAAUUCCGUCUUCAUUUACUCACUUGUUCAAAUCUGUGUGAGUUUCUUUCUCGUUGAACAAAGAUAUACCGAAGAAUGUUGAAAAAAAAAAACCAUUGACUUCCAUAGUAUGUUUUUAUAUGAACUAUUAGAACAAUAUAAAGAAUUGUUUUAAAGGGAUGUGAAUGACUAAUUUUGUUCUUAAAGAGACAGUACACCCCCCCCCCUCCCAAAAGUGAAAAUUCUGUCCUCAUUUACUCUCUUGUACAAACCUGAGUGUGUUUCUUUCCUUUGUUUAAUGCAAAGGAAAACGAGACCCCUAUAAAGUAAGUUUAAAAGGAUUCAAAUUAAUAACUUCUUUCUUAAAGUGACAGUACACCCAAAAAUGUCAAUUCUGUCAUCAUUUACUCACUUGAUCGAACCUGUUUGAGUCUCUUUCUCCUGCUGAACACAAAGGCAGAUAUACUUCACCAUUAUGCACCUAUGCUUAUUUUCUUAGAGACAGUUCAACCUAAAAAAAUAUAGAUUAAUAAAUUCUAAUUUACCUGCACUCAAGUGGUUCUAAAUUAUAAUCCUCUGAAUUUAUUAAACAUACUAUGAUUUAAAGAGACAGUUCACCCAAAAAUAAAAUGUCCUCAUUUACUGGAAGAUAUACUGAAAUAUUUUGGAAAAAGCAGCCAUUGCCUUCCACAGUAGGAACACAAACUAAAUAUUAUGGAUGCCUGUUUUUCCAGCAUUCUUCAGAAUAUCUUCCUUUGUGUUCAACAGAAGAAAGAAACUCAUACCAGUUUGAACAAGUGAGUAAAUGAUGACAGGAUUGACAUUUUUGGGUGUACUGUUCCUUUAAGGCAAGUUGUUAUUCUAUUACAUUAAAAUAAAAAGAUCCGAAUAUAUAUUUAGAAUUUUGUUAAUUUUUUUAACUUUUAAAAGGAUAUUCAGAAAUAUUUAAAGAUUUUUAUAUUAUAUUUACACACAUAUAUA
Molecule: messenger RNA, 5503 nt
Organism: Danio aesculapii
Lineage: Eukaryota; Metazoa; Chordata; Actinopteri; Cypriniformes; Danionidae
Product: myotubularin-related protein 3-like
Exons: 21
Coding region: 263-3127 (954 amino acids)
Biological process (GO): regulation of autophagy; dephosphorylation
Molecular function (GO): protein phosphatase binding; phosphatidylinositol-3,5-bisphosphate 3-phosphatase activity; metal ion binding
Source: RefSeq, a predicted model, not a curated record